CUAUUUUUGGGUUCAACAAAAACAGUUUCGUGAUAUAAACCAAUCAGAUGAUCAAUUUAUUCCUUAUGUUUGGUCAUUAACAUUAACGUUAAGUAUACAAGAUGGAUUGUCCAAACAAUGCAGCAGUGACCAUUCCUUUGCAAAACUUCAUUUCAAUCGCUUUUCACCGGACACAUUCUGCUUGUUGAAUACAGUAGAUUUUUAG
Molecule: messenger RNA, 205 nt
Organism: Racocetra persica
Lineage: Eukaryota; Fungi; Glomeromycota; Glomeromycetes; Diversisporales; Gigasporaceae
Source: the annotation of a GenBank genome assembly